CUCGGUCCGCAUCGGCCAGUUCGUUCAGUUCGACGAGAACCGGCGAACGGAACGGAACCAAACCUGAAAAGUGCCUGAGCGAAAUCGAAGAAAACCGAAGCGAAGCGCCAGAAACUGUCGUCGCGUCGUCGCUGGUUUGGCCCGGAAAAACACUGCACAACCUUUGUACGGCUGAAAAUUGCGCGCGCGUCCGAGUGUCAAACGCUGAUCGUUCCGCUGAUUAUCUAUAGAUCUUCGCCGAUCCACCCGUACCAUAGCCAUAUAGUACGUUUCACCACAAAAAGUAAUUCCCACAAUCAGAUUUCCGCCAAAAAAAAAACCUAAAUCCAACAAUCAAAUUUGCCAAUAAAAGGGCGACGGCGAAAUUCGUUAUCAACGAAGCUGUGUGUGUUUCAGCUGUGAUUUCUGCGUUGUUUGUUGCUGAUUUUCCCCAAUUUUCCCGAUUUGAGAGGAGAGCGCCACAAAGUUCCACAAAGAAGAGAGAAAUCGAGGCAUUUCCAUUGUGCGCGGCGACAAAAGCAAAUUGGCGCGCAAUUUCAUUUUACUGUACUAUACACUCCCCGCGAUUCACAAUUCUCAAUCUCAAUCUUAAUUCCGAAUGCAAAUUGCACUCGUCGCACACAAAUUGAACCUUUGACAAGCGGCAGGGGCCCAGAAAGAGGCAGCAGCAGAGACAACGUGUCGUAUGCGUAAUCUGUGGAGCCGCCUGCAGGGAGGCUGAGGAGGUACUCUAUGAGAAGGGGAGGAGGUUAAAAAGUGAGUGAAAAAAGGUACGAAAUAUUCCGCGUGGAAAUCGAAAUUGAAAUGAAAGGCGCGCGCCGUCUCCAAUAAAUUAUGCGUUUGCUUAAGAGAAUUCUUCUCAUGGUGAAGCUCUGAGCGGAGUGGAGUGCCCAGUGCGUGUCCGUGUCCGUUUCCAUGUCCCCCUCUCAUGCCACACUCUCUUGUGCCAAAGAGAAGAGGCACUGAAACAGAAGCCAAUUGAAAAUGCGAUUCAUAUCGACACCAACAAAAGCAACAACUAAAACUACAACUACGAGUACACCAGCAAUUACAACAAUCUCAGCAGCAGCAGCAGAAGCAACAAUUGCGCUGGGCUACAACACCUGCCCUGCCUCCCCCCGCCACCCAACAACCCACAGCCGCACUUCAAACCCCAACACUCACCGCAACCCAGAAGUGAUCCACAGGCGAGAGGCGAAGGCAGCAACAACAUGUCAAGCAUAAUUAAUUUCCGAUUCUGUUGUUACGAGCACUGCCGCCGAUUCCUGGCCCUAGCCGCCACCGCCCCCCCGUCUGGGUCUGGAAGCGCCCCCGAUCUGGAAGUGUAAUUACGGUCAUAAUUCACCGGAGCAAGUGCAACCACAACAGCAACAGGAAAAGCAAAAAACGGAUACAGUAACAACGGAUUCGCAGGAAUCGCCGCGGGGAAACAACAACCACACCCCCCAAGGAAGACCAUUGGAGAGCGGAAAACUAAUAGAGAUUUCUGAAGUACUCGAUCGAAUUGUGAAAAUGUGUUGCAAAUCAAGCGGCAAGUGGAAACCUUGUGGGCCGUCUCCAUCUCCCAAUAGACAGCAGCAGCAGCUGCCACCAGAAUCAGCAUCCAAAUUGAGUCGGCAAACACAUUGGAGAACAUUUCGCGUCCCUAUUCUAGUACUGAUCCUGCUCUCGAUGCUCCUCCAACUGCAGACGGCUGCCGCCGGAGUCGGGGAUAGUCUCCAUGGCGAUCUUCUGUCCUGCUCGGUCGAGGGAGAGGAGGUUCUGACGGGUAUCCAGAAUUCCAAGUGCUUUAAGUGCAUCUGCCAGAAUGGCUUUGUGAAUUGCGCCAAGAGCUGUCCGGCCAUCGACGAUUGCUACUUGCUGGAGUCCAAGCUGGAGUCGAGCGACCCUUGUUGUCGCAAGUGUAAAGGUUGCAUCUUUCGCGGGCUGCCUUAUGAGAGUGGCGCCGAGUGGAGCGACCCGGAGGAUCCCUGUAAAACGUACAAGUGCAUCGCCAGUGUUGUCACCGAGACAAUACAGAAGUGUUAUUCACAGUGCGACGACAACCAGCUACAGGCACCGCGCCCUGGCGAGUGCUGUCCUUCCUGUCAGGGUUGCAAGAUCAACGGACAGACGGUGGCCGAGGGCCAAGAGGUCGUCGCCUCGAUCGACGACCGCUGCUUGGUCUGCCAUUGCGGCGACAACCAGUUGACCUGCGCCAAAAAGACCUGCCCCAUUCUGCAGUGCCCCAAGACGAAACAGAAGCAGCACCCGAACGAGUGCUGCCCACGCUGCACGGAGCAGCGGGUCUUCAUACCAGUGACAGGAAAGUGCAUCUUUAACAACAAACUCCACUAUGACAAAACGCAGUUCAUGCCGGACCGAUGCACCAACUGCACCUGUCUUAACGGCACAUCCAUCUGCCAGCGGGCCACGUGCCCCAUCCUAGAGUGCGCGCCAGAGUUCCAGGAGGACGACGGCUGCUGUCCCCGCUGUGCGGUGGCCGAGGUGCGGAGCGAGUGCAGCCUGGAGGGGAUCAUCUACAAGAACAACGAGACGUGGAACAUGGGCCCCUGCCGGAGCUGUCGCUGCAACGGAGGCACGAUCCGCUGCUCGGAGAUGCGCUGUCCGGAGGUCAAAUGCCGGGCCAACGAGGAGCUAAAGCUGCCGCCGGGCGAGUGCUGCCCCAGGUGCGUGGAGACUGCGGGCACCUGCACAGUGUUCGGGGACCCGCACUUUAAGACCUUCGACGGAAAGUUUUUUAGCUUCCAGGGCAGCUGUAAGUACCAGCUGGCUGCUGACUGCCACGGGCACAGCUUCCACAUCCGGUUGACGAACGACGGGCGUGGCACGAAGCGCUCCAGCUGGGCCAAGACAGUGACUCUCAAGCUGCACAACCUGCGCAUCAAUCUCGGCCAGAAGCUGCGCGUCAAGGUGAACGGGACGCGGGUGAUGCUACCCUACGUGGGCCGAGCCGGCGACCAGAACGUGACCAUCGGUCGGCUGGCCGAGGACGGGGCUGUCCUGCUGCGCUCAGAGAUGGGCCUUGCCAUAGAGUGGGACGGAAGCGGUUUCCUCCAGGUCUCGGUGCCUGCCCACUUUAAGCACCGGAUGUGCGGCCUGUGCGGCAACUUCAAUGGCAGCGGGCGCGACGAUCUCACAGGACGCGACGGGCGCCCGCACGGCGACGACGAGGUCUGGCACUUUGCCAACUCCUGGAAGGUGGGGGGCCCCAAGUCCUGCUCCCGCCAGCGCGAGAACAUCGCCGCCCUGCCCACGUGCAACAAGCGCCGGUCGAGCUUCUACUGCCAGCCGCUGCGCAUCUCGGAAGUAUUCGGACACUGUGAUAGUAGGCUUAAUCCCAUCAACUACAUCGACUCCUGCCGCAUGGACGUCUGCGAGUGCCCGUCGGGCAGCUGCCACUGCGACAGUUUCGCGGCCUACGCUCACGAGUGCCGCCGCCUUGGUGUCCAGCUGCCUGAUUGGCGGAGCUCCACCAACUGUCCCGCCGGCUGGAGACGGAAUGCCACACUCGCGAACUUCCUGGACAACGAGUACUACGGGGAUAGCUUGAGGCGCUUUCCCGGUCCAGGCUCUCUCAAGGGGCGGCGCCGAAAGCAACAGCAGCAGCACCUGCAGCAUCUGCAGCAGAGGAGCAGGCAGAAUCAGAAUCAGCAGAAACAACACCAGCUCCAGAAGCAGAAUCAGAAUCAGCUCCUGGACAAUGAGUUCAUCAAGAAGCAUGUCCCCAGCAGCCUGUUGCAGCAGCGUGCGCCGGAUCGUACGCCGCCGCCACUCCACUGAUUUGUGGAUUGAGAAAGAGAAAACCCCCCCUCUGCCAUAAGUUACUACACGCACACACACACGUACACUCUCUCACACUCGCACGCACAUUCUCUCAAAGCGAGUUCCGCUUUUCUUAGCAUACUUUUGGCGGAAGCCGAAAAGAGUUUAGAGAGAGUGAGAGAGUAGUUUAAUCCGCUCCCAUGACAGACAGACACGACAGACGCGACAGACAGGCAGCAGUAUUACGCUGAAGCAUUACGUACAGUACUUUGGAACAGGCAGAUAGAUGUAAAGAUGUAAUGCACUAUACAUCAAUGAAACUCAUCCUCCAACUGUCGCCAUUUCGCAUAGAUAGACUAAGUUUUAUUUAUUUUAGCUUUAGUAAAGGAAUUUUCUUGAUUAUAUUAAACGGCUCUAUACAAUACCUACUAUAUAUGGAUAUAUCCUGUAUUGGAAGUACUAUUAUGAUGAUGACGAUGAUGAUGAUGUUUGUUGUGUGCGUGUGCCUGAUUUUUUGUAUUUGUAUUCGUGUAUGUGUGGACUACGUUACGCUAAUUAACAAAUUGAACUCUUGCUAGAACUCUUCAAAGGUCCUCUAGUUAGCGUCUAAGGAAACUAAGAGGUAGACCUAAACCUAGCUAAAGUUUGCUUAAAAUUUAAGACCUACGCCUAAGUCCCCCAGACAACAACACCUAGAACAUCUACUACUAACACUACUACAAUGCUACUAUACGUAUGAGAAUGGCACAAACAGUAUUUUUGCUUAGUUGAAACUUUGAACUUGAACGAAGCCUAGAGUCCAGAGAGAUCCGUUCAGACCAGAUCCAUCUCCAGUCUCUUACUCUUACUCUCCUACUCUUCAACUAAAUACUUAACCAUCUCAAAGAAGAACUUUCCAAUUACUAAUUCCGCGUAUAACCUUAUCUUAUAACCUUUUUACCCCCCAAAACUGUGUUAAUAUUUAUAAAUCCCUACCUAAAUAUGAACUUGUCUCUCCAACUACUCGUAUUUAACCGUAAACGUAAACCGUCAGAGUAAUCCGAAAGGAACUCCGUAGGAACACGAAAGGAGACGCUCUUUGCCAUUUUUUCAAUUAUAUGGAUUAAUCAAGUUAAACUUUAAUUAGUAAUUUACUUAACUAUAAAGAUGCAAGAUACUUCUUGAAAUAUACCAUAGUAUGGCUGGAUCUGUAAAUUUUCCAGCAGAAAUAUCCUACAGAGAAGAAAAGAACAAAGGACACCCCAAUGCAACAAUUGCAAAUGGAUAAAUGAAAUUAAAAUAUACGAAAAAAAAAUCUAA
Molecule: messenger RNA, 5064 nt
Organism: Drosophila pseudoobscura
Lineage: Eukaryota; Metazoa; Arthropoda; Insecta; Diptera; Drosophilidae
Gene: cv-2
Product: crossveinless 2
Exons: 7
Coding region: 1513-3783 (756 amino acids)
Biological process (GO): positive regulation of BMP signaling pathway
Cellular component (GO): extracellular region
Molecular function (GO): BMP binding
Source: RefSeq, a predicted model, not a curated record